AUGGCCACCGAGGAGUACCUGUUUCGCUUCCUGGAACAGGGCAAGAGAUAUGAGGAUCUGCCCCCCAGAUUCAGACAGACCCUGACUGAGGACGACUGGCGCCGCAAGGUCAAGACCUUCUGCAUCGUGCGUGGCUUCAGCUGGGUGGCCUCCGUCGCCAGCACCGUCUGCCCCGAGGCGGAGUACUACGAUGACCUGCUGGCCCACUGCCGCGCGCACCGCCGCCUCUUCCCCUACCACCUGUCGGAGUACGUGUGCCGCGUGGCGCGCGUCACGCCCUUCAAGUACUACUCCGGCCUGCUGGCCGACCUCAUGCGCGAGGACCUGCCCUACGACUCGGUGCCCAACUUCACCGCCGCCGACAUCGUGCGGGUGGUGGGCAUCGGGCGCAACGAGUACAUCGCCGCCAUGGCCAAGUCCAAGAAGCUGAUGUGGCGCAUGAACCGCGGCGCGGUUCGCGACCACCUCCCCGCCGAGCCGCGGCCGCCCUCGCCCGAGCCCUGGUGGACGGUGCACGUGAUCUCGGUGCCCCCACUGGAGGGCUUCGUCAGCAACCGCUCCGGCGGCGGCGGCGACGCCGACCCGCUGGAGACCCUGCUCUACUCCGUCUUCGUGGCCGCCUCGGAGCGCGUGACCGUGGCCGACCUGGCCGCCAUCCUGGGCGUGGACGUGCCCACGCUGCGGGUGGCGGUGUCGAUGGCGUGCCGGCUGGGAUUCUGCCGCAAGCUGGACGAGGCGGAGGCGGGGCUGAGCCGCGAGGCGUCGCAGGCCGGCUCCACGCCCAGCCCCUCCCCCCGCGCCUCGCUGUCCGAGCCCUUUGUGCUGGGCAUGACGCCCACCCCCCGCACCACCAGCGCCUGCGAGGGUGGGGCUCACGCGGCCUCGCAGGGGGACCCGGGGCAGGAAACCCUGAGCCGGGCGCCGUCCGGCCCAACGCCGUCCGGCCCUGCGCCGCCGGGGCAGGCACCCCCCAUGCCCAGCAACUCCGCCUCCGCCCCCGGCACACAGCGGGGGGGGCGCGGCGUGGCGCUGGUGGUGGACAGCGAGGUCACAGGCUACCUGAUGAUGGGCGCGCUGACCCCCGCCUGCAAACGCCACUCGGUGUCGCUGUUCGAGGGCGGGCGCGUCAGCGGCGCGGCCGUGGUCGCCGAGCUGGCGGCGGAGCUGGAGGCCAGCGCGGCCGCGGGGGCGGCCUUCGAGGGCGAGAUGCGCGCGCUGGCGGGAUACGCGGCGGGCCUGGCGACGCUCAUGCGCGCGCUGAUGGCCCCCGGCGCCCGCGGCGCGGCGCCGCGCCCGCUGGAGCUCCUGCGCGCCGAGAGCCUGGCCAGCCUGGCCCCCGCCGCCGCGCACCGCAUCCUGGCCGCCUCCUACGCGGCGCUGGUACCCGUGGCGGGGCUGGGCGGCGCGCCGCUGCCGCAGUCGCUGCGCCGCGCCGGUCCGGUGGGCCUGGGCCCCUCCCCCGCCGCCGCCUCGCCCUGGCUGCUCCUGGCGCUGCUGCGCGAGGCGCCGGGCGCGCCGCCCGCACUGGUGCUCGCCGCGGGCCAGCGCUGCCGGCGCCUGCCCGCUUGCCUCGCCGCCUGUCCCGCUGCUUUGUUGUGGGCCUGGGCGGCGGAUGGCGGCGCGGCGCGGGGCUGCGCCGAGCCUGCUCUGGUCCCCCGGGCGGGGCUGCUGGCCGCGCUGAACGACGCGCUCGCGCGCUCGCCGCUCCUCGUCCUGCCCCUGGACUGGGUGGCGGGGGUGCCGCCGGGCGCGGCCUCCCUCCGCGACGCUGUGGAGGAUCUCGAGAUCGCAGAGGGCUCGGCGGGGGAGGGGUGGGCCGACUUUGACGCCAGCGACCUGGCAGACGCCAGCGGGGCCCCCGCCGGCGACCCCUCCUCGCUGAGCCCAGGGGCGGGGCCCCUCCACUCGCUGGCGGGGUGGGCCGACGGCGUCGGCGGCGCGUGGGAAGCUGACGGCGCGGCGCCCAGGGAACAGGCCGCCUGCGGCGCCGCAGGCGCGCACGAGGAGCCGGAGGAGGUGCGGCGGCGGCUGGACGCGCUGCGCCUGGUCCCCAGCCUGACCCGUACCUGGCCCGCGGGGGCGGGUGGCGGUGCAGUGUACGACCAGGGCCCUGGCCUGCAAGACGAGUCAUUGCCGCCCGCAGGUGGGCAGGGAAAGGGCACGCACCUGCUCGCCGGCUUCCGGCUCUGCGGCGCGGGGGAGCCGGCGCGGGAGGUGGCGGUGCCCGCCCCGGAAGGGCUCCUGCCGGCGCUGCAGCGCCUGGGCCUGGCGGGGCGGCUGGGCACGCUGCGCCUGAUCCGGGGCAAGGAGGACGGCUGGGCCCCCAUCAGCGUGGAGCUGGGGGUGCCCCUGCAGCCCCCGGAGCUGUGCCGCGCUGUAUGCGGCUCCAGCUGCCUGGCCGGCGGAUUGGACGAGGCCUGCCUCCAGGCGCAGCGGGAGCGGGCCGAAAGACUGCAGGGCCGGCUGGAGGAGCUCAUGGGCAUGCAUGGCCAGACCCUAGCGACCAGGGAGGGGCCCGACGAAGACCUGUCCAGCCACGUUGACUGGCCACACACCAACCUGUGGGUGGCCGAGGGCCGGGUGGAGCCGGUGGACCUCGCCGCCAGCCUGCAGGGCCUCGCCCUCUUGCAGUGA
Messenger RNA from Auxenochlorella protothecoides, 2634 nucleotides. RefSeq names its product Protein FAM91A1. The transcript is spliced from 8 exons. NCBI's taxonomy places the organism in Eukaryota, Viridiplantae, Chlorophyta, Trebouxiophyceae, Chlorellales, Chlorellaceae. The coding region runs from base 1 to 2634 and encodes 877 amino acids. The record is from RefSeq and is a predicted model, not a curated record.